This is a messenger RNA of Macrobrachium nipponense, 556 nucleotides long. Its product is annotated as cuticle protein 10.9-like. The coding region runs from base 33 to 365 and encodes 110 amino acids. Lineage: Eukaryota; Metazoa; Arthropoda; Malacostraca; Decapoda; Palaemonidae. The transcript has 3 exons. Gene Ontology annotation, cellular component: extracellular matrix. The record is from RefSeq and is a predicted model, not a curated record.
UUUCCUUCCAGGUGGUCAUUUUCUUGUCUUUGAUGGCUGUGGCGUUCUGUGCCCCUCAGAUGCCCAAGAAGGAGGAACCCGUUGAGAUGCAAGUCUUCGAGCCCUACAACUUCAAAUACGCCGUCGACGACGACGAAAACACAGUCUAUGCUACCCGCCAGGAAGCCCAAGACUCACAGGGAGCCGUCCAGGGACAGGACUCGUGGGUAGCUCCUGACGGAAUCCGCUACACUGUCACUUACACUGCCGAUGCUAUCAAUGGAUUUCAGGCUGUCACCCGCACAGAACAGACAGGCAUCGAAGUCAAGAUCCCCCUCUACGUUUAUGCACCAGCAGAACCAGUCGAUGAUAAAACAGCUGCCUAAACAGGGAACCGGUCUGGAUGGAAUCUCAAGUCUCUAGCUAAAUCUCACUAGCUGAUUCAAGCCUGGAAAACGGUUAUCACUUUCCGUUCAUUACAUUCGUCUCAAAAUUUACUUUUCUGAAGCAUCUAAAUUUCAAGUCCUCCCUUGUGUACUUCGUGUUAUGUAUUUCAGUUUUACCCUCGUCUUUUGUG